AUGAGAAACGGAUUUUCUUUUGCUUGUAAGACGUACCGUGGUGUCCCGACCAUCCUUGAUACAACUUCUCUGAUCAAGCCCACGGGUCCAGCUGUCUUACCUGUCCCCGAGAAUAGGAGAACUGGCCAUCCAAAUGCUGUGCUAAACGCGUAUUAUACCAAUGCUCACCCAAGACGAUACCCCCGUUCCAAACAACGAAUCCUGCGAACGCCAAAGAAAGUAACCCGUAUGUCAUACUUUGAAAAUGAUACUAUGAUAGGAGGACUCACCAAACAAGCUAGCCAGUUCGAGCCGUUGGACUGUGCGAGAAAACUGGACAAGACAAAGGCAAUGCCGGCUAGAGCGAUCGCUGAGAUAGUAGGGGAUGAUAUGUCCGAGGUUGAUGGGAGACGCUGGUG
Acaulospora colombiana is the source of this 398-nucleotide messenger RNA. The record is from the annotation of a GenBank genome assembly. NCBI's taxonomy places the organism in Eukaryota, Fungi, Glomeromycota, Glomeromycetes, Diversisporales, Acaulosporaceae.